GUACUUUGAGGAUCUCUUCAAGGUCAGACCAGAAUUCGAAGGGACCAGCCACUGUAUCCUUGACCACACAAAAUGUUGUCCAGAGUCGUUCGCGUUAAUUCUGCGGUCGCUCGUCGUCGUCUCGCACAACCAGCAGCCCCAGUCGCCCGUUCGUUCUCCAUCAACGCUACUCAGCGUUCUUCCGUCCCGGCCACCCGGUUAUCGAUUGCUGCCAAUUCUCCUCGUCACAUCUUUGCCAGAACCAUGUCUGUCCACCACGGAGAAUCCACUGUUCGACCAGAUCCUGACCAGGUUUUGGUCGACAUUGCCGACUAUGUCCACAACUACAAAGUCGACUCAGAGCUCGCUUUCGAGACAGCCAGGCUUUGCCUGAUCGACACCAUUGGUUGUGGUCUCGAGGCUUUGCGCUUCCCAGAGUGCACCAAGCUUCUUGGUCCCGUCGUCGAGGGCACCGUCGUCCCCAACGGCACCCGUGUCCCCGGUACCAAUUAUCAACUCGACCCUAUCCGAGGCGCUUUCAACAUUGGAACUGCCAUCCGUUGGCUCGACUUCAACGACUGCUGGUUGGCUGCUGAAUGGGGCCACCCUUCGGACAACCUCGGAGCCAUCCUUGCCGUGGCUGACCACCUCGCCCGUCAAGGCCAGUCCUUGACCGUCCGGGACAUCCUGGAGGCUAUGAUCAAGGCCCACGAAAUCCAGGGUGGCCUCGCUUUGCUCAACUCCUUCAACCGAGUUGGCAUUGAUCACGUCGUUCUCGUCAAGAUCGCUUCGACUGCCGUCGUCUCCAAGCUCCUUGGCCUCAACCGUGACCAGACCAUCGACGCCAUCUCCCAGGCAUGGGUUGAUGGACAGGCCCUCCGAACCUACCGACAUGCUCCCAACACUGUCCCUCGCAAAUCCUGGGCUGCUGGUGAUGCUUGCUCGCGCGCCGUCAACCUCGCCCUCCUCGUCAAGAAGGGUGAGAAGGGUCUCCCCUCUGUCUUGACUGCCAAGACCUGGGGCUUCUACGAUGUUGUCUUCAAGGGCAAGCCCUUCCAAUUCCAACGGCCCUACGGCUCGUACAUCAUGGAGAACGUCCUGUUCAAGAUCUCCUUCCCGGCCGAGUUCCACGCCCAGACCGCUGUCGAGGCCGCCUACAUCAUCCACAACAAGCUCAAGGAAAUGGGCAAGACCUCCGACGACAUCAAGAGCGUCCGCAUCCGCACCCAGGAGGCCGCUAUCCGUAUUAUUGACAAGCAGGGUCCUCUCGACAACUUCGCCGACCGAGACCACGCUAUCAACUACAUGGUCGCCUACCCCUUGAUCUUCGGUGAACUCACCUCUGAGAGCUACACCGACGCUGCCGCUGCCGAUCCCCGUAUCGACGCCCUCCGUGCCAAGAUCUACUGUGUCGAGGAGCCCAAGUUCAGCACUGAGUAUCACGACCCCGAGAAGCGCUCCAUCGGUAACGCCUUGUUGGUCGAGUUGAACGACGGCACUGUCCUCGACGAGGUUGAGAUCGAGUACCCCGUUGGUCACAAGCGCCGACGUGCCGAGGGCACCCCUCUCCUCAUGGCCAAGUUCGAGAGGCACAUUGCUGAGCACUUCGAUGCUGCACAUCAGAAGGAGAUCUUGGACCUUGUCACCAACCCUGAAGAGCUCGCCAAGCUCCCCGUUGACAAGUUCACUGACCUCUUCGUCAAGGCUUAAAUUAGUAUAUAACAGAAUGCCUAAAACACUGUAUCAUCCACAUUCGUGUAGCAAAUAGACCUUUUUUUUUCGUG
This is a messenger RNA of Coprinopsis cinerea okayama7#130, 1763 nucleotides long. Its product is annotated as 2-methylcitrate dehydratase. Gene Ontology annotation, cellular component: mitochondrion. Bases 73 to 1689 code for a protein of 538 amino acids. The record is from RefSeq and is a predicted model, not a curated record. NCBI's taxonomy places the organism in Eukaryota, Fungi, Basidiomycota, Agaricomycetes, Agaricales, Psathyrellaceae. Gene Ontology annotation, molecular function: 2 iron, 2 sulfur cluster binding; 2-methylcitrate dehydratase activity. The transcript has 7 exons.